UUAGGAGGGGGGUGAAUUAUCUCUGCGCCGUUUUCUUUAGCUUUAACGAGGGUUUCGUUCAGUCCUGAUGGAGUUUUACGAGUUCAUCAAAACAGCCAAUGUGGAGGAUGUGGUUCUCAGGCAGCCGCUGCAGCCGCCGAGCCGGGGCACGCUCUGUGUCACCGGCCACCACUUGCUCUUCUCGGUCAGAGAGGACGGAAACGCCCGGCAGGUUCUGCUGCUGCUCAGGAACAUCGAUGCUACUGAGAAAAGCGUGGAGAACUUUUCCGGCUAUUCCAGUGUCUUCUCUAACACAGACCGCAGUAAAAGGAUGACGGGAUCCUCGGGGACCAUCACCGUCAAGUGCAAAGACCUGCGGGUUCUCCAGUUCGACAUCCCGGGCAUGGAGCAGUGUCUCAACAUCGCGCACUCUAUCGAGACCCUGUCCUGUCUGAGCUGCGUGUCGGAGAUGUAUCCCUUCUUCUACAGACCACCACACCUCAGCCUGCAGGACAAGUGGGGUCUGUCGUCCACGGAGGAGUUCUACAGUCAGACCAAGGAGCUGCACGACAGGUGGAGAGUGAGCAGUGUCAACAGAGGAUACGCCGCGUGUCCCUCCUACCCCGCGACGGUCAUCGUUCCUAAGGACGUAGAUGACGACAUGCUGAUGAAAGUAGCCAAGUUCAGGCAGGGAGGACGCUUCCCCGUGGUCUGCUACUGCCACAGAAAGAACGGCAGGGUUAUCGUACGCAGCAGUCAGCCGCUGACUGGAGCUAACAGGAAACGCUGCCAGGAGGACGCGUUCCUCCUUCAGGCGGUGAUCGACGGCUCCGACAAAGGUUACAUCAUUGACCUGCGCUCGAGUCAGCAGGCGCAGCAGGCCCGGAUGACAGGUGGAGGGUUCGAGUCCAAGUCCUGCUACACCAACUGGAAGAGGCUGCACAGACAGAUGGAGAGAGGUAAAGUCCUCCAGGAGAGUCUGGUUAAACUGGUGGAGGCCUGUAGUGACGAGUCCCACAAUAUGGACCGCUGGCUCAGUAAGCUGGAGAACUCCAGGUGGCUGUCUCAUGUCCAGACCGCUCUGUCAACUGCUGGUCUGCUGGCAGAGUGUGUGGAGAGGGACGGCCGAUCAGCGCUGGUCCAUGGUUCAGAGGGAACAGACUCCACUCUGCUGGUCAGCACUUUGGCUCAGCUCAUCAUGGACCCACGCUGCCGCACGCUGGAGGGUUUCCUGACCCUGCUGGAGAGGGAGUGGGUACAGGCAGGUCACCCGUUCCAGCAGCGCUGUGCCCACUCGGCCCACUCUCAUGCCCGCUUCCAGCAGGAGUCGCCGGUCUUUCUGCUGCUGCUGGACUGUGUGUGGCAGCUGUGCCGUCAGUUCCCUCUGGCUCUGGACGUCUCGGAGACGCUGCUGCUGAGGCUGGCAACUGAGGCCUACGCCUCGGACUUUGGCACCUUCCUGUGCAAUAACGACCAGGAGAGGUGUUCCUUAGAGGUGAAGGAGAAGACUCACUGUUUAUUCCGGGCCCUGCUGCGGCGCGAGGAGAGAGAGUGGUGCAGCAACCCACUGUUUGAGCCCACUGAACUGGCAAUCUGGCCCUCAGUCUAUCCUCAGUCUCUGCAGCUCUGGACAGGUUUUUUUCUAAGGUGGACCAGAGAGACUCAGCACCUGGUGGAGGCUCAGCAGGGAAUUAGGAAGAUGGUCAUUGAACUGGGACAACAAGCUGAUUGUAACUGAGUGUAACAGAGGAGAUCAUACCAUGGACAAUGUCAUCGACUGUUGUUUUAUAAAUUUUUAUACGACAAAAAAAAACAUUGUUCUGUU
Messenger RNA from Cynoglossus semilaevis (tongue sole), 1804 nucleotides. RefSeq names its product myotubularin-related protein 9. Gene Ontology annotation, molecular function: protein phosphatase binding. Bases 68 to 1717 code for a protein of 549 amino acids. Gene Ontology annotation, cellular component: cytoplasm. Lineage: Eukaryota; Metazoa; Chordata; Actinopteri; Pleuronectiformes; Cynoglossidae. The record is from RefSeq and is a predicted model, not a curated record. The transcript has 11 exons. Gene Ontology annotation, biological process: negative regulation of autophagy; phosphatidylinositol dephosphorylation.